Molecule: messenger RNA, 1636 nt
Organism: Aphanomyces astaci
Lineage: Eukaryota; Oomycota; Saprolegniomycetes; Saprolegniales; Verrucalvaceae
Exons: 3
Coding region: 38-1591 (517 amino acids)
Source: RefSeq, a predicted model, not a curated record
UGCUCAAGGUCUGUCGCCGCCGUCUCGCUCGAUCUCCAUGGCGUCCUUGAUCCAAGCCAUGCAGCCUUCAGCAUCCAACAAUGCCAACAUCAUCACACGCCAUAGACGCAAAUCUCACAGCCCAGAGGUGGCGACGCUCAGCAAGGUCAGUGUCCAGGACUACAAGGUCGACCCGGCUCGCACAACCGAGACCGUUGAUGAUGCCGCUUUGUCUUGCACUCCGCCGCUCCACGAGUACCUCCACUACCUUCUCGAGCACAUGAAGUGGGACAGCGACGCGACCAAAUCCAAGCUAAAGCAACUGAUGCAUUACGAUGGCCUCGAACGCGACUCGUUGCACACGACGCUAGCACACUGCCUCAAUGAAAUCGACCGUCUCCACGACGUAGUACUCAAGAAAGCCGACCACGCCGUGGGUGACUCGAAUCAAGCCGAGGAGAGCAGCGACGCGCGGCCCGAAGAUGAAACGAACAACGAGCCAGAAGAGGAAAAGAAGCAAUUUGCAUCCUCCCUUCUUCCCCCUCGCGGGGCCAAGUACCACGUGCCAGACGCCAUCGACACCAAGCAACCUCCCGCGAACAUCAGUCCUACCUUCAGUCCAUUGCCACGACCUCAAGCCGUCGUCACGCCAGCCUCGUCCGCAUUUCGCCGUCGAAGCAGCCUCCGCCGCAAGUCGCUCACGUCGUGCAAAAGCAGCCCAGGCAAGGUCAGCGUGAGCCCUGGGAAGCACGGGAUGGCCAACCAACUCGUACUUGUCAAAGCUAAAAAGCCGAAACAGAAUGCCCGCACUGCUCCUUUCUCGUCCAUCACAACCGCCAAGAACCAGCGCUGGGCCAUUAAGAUUGCACGCAAGUUUAAGCCGCUGAACUUGAGUCUGUUUACAUUUCACCCCGCGGCCGCGGCGAUCCCACCGCCAGUGCUGGAGCUCGGCCCGCAGCAAAACGCCAUGAUGUUGCGACAGUUGCGGUACGUCAAGGGGGUGAUGCACGAGCUUCCGUGGGCCAAGGGCCGGCUUCGUGACAUGUUGUCCCAGUACACGCAGAAGGAAUUGUCCAAGGAGCUGUUGUUUCCGCAGCUGAGCCACCUGAGCACCCAAGUCCAGGACGAGCUCACGUCGAAAUCGCAAGCGCAAAAGAGCUUGUUGGAAACCAAAUCCAAGCUCACCGUGACGCUCCAACUCGCCAAGAGCGUCAUCAACGACCUGCACAUCCUCAAGUUUGGCCGACGGGGUAAACCCCAUGAGACCAAGCUCUUCUACGACGAAUGCCACCCGAGUAUGCUGUACUGGCAGUCCAAGCAAGGCGAGCGCAGCAACGCGUUCCUGCCGCUGCAUGCCGUCAAAGCCAUCCACGUCGGCAUGGAGACUGCCGUGCUCAAGAAAGCGGCCAAGAAGACGCCGAUCCUGGACCCCGACUGCUUCCUCAGCUUGGUCACCGAAGAGCGCACGCUGGACCUCAAGCUCAAGAACGCGCUGCAGCGAGACUGGCUGCUCAAGGCGCUGCGAGAGGUCGUCGAGUACGCCGUCACGUAUCGGGCCAACUUCGCCGCCAAGAAAACCCUCAACGUUACGCCGCGGUUGCGUCGCAUGUAGCAUGUCAAUGAAUAUUCACAUGCCCGACAUCAAAUAGUGUGAAGC